Molecule: messenger RNA, 1179 nt
Organism: Cyanistes caeruleus (blue tit)
Lineage: Eukaryota; Metazoa; Chordata; Aves; Passeriformes; Paridae
Source: RefSeq, a predicted model, not a curated record
GUUUACUGCCCACAAGCCCAGCUCCCAUCGCAGGGGUCCUCUGAGACGGAAGAGCAAAGCCCCAGGAAAGAAGGGAUCACUUGAGUCACAUGACACCCUGAAACAAAUCAUGAAGGAACUGCACAAAGGCCAUGGGGUGGACAGAGAGGCUCUAUGGAAGGUGGCAUUUCCUGAAGCAAGGGAGGCAAUUGCAGGCACGGGCCCAGGCACAGGAGGCAUGAAGCAAAAGGCUGUGCACAAGGAGGCACCUCCUGGAGGAAGCAGUGUCUCACUGGCAACUCCUGAUUCAGGAAGAGAGGCAAUUGCAGCUCUUGGUGAAGGUGAUGCAGCUUCUCAACCCACGUUCUGGAAAGAGACUCUGGGAGAUGGUGAGGGGAUGAAGCAAAAGGUUGUGCACAAGGAGACACUUCCCAGAGGAAGCACUGGCUCCCUGGCAAUUCCAGAUUCAGGAAGAGAGGCAAUUGCAGGCAGAGGCCCAGACACAGGAGAUGCAGUCACCACAACACGUGUUCCUGAUUCCCAGAAGGGCAUCAGAAUGAGUUUCUGUCAGGGAACACGCUGCUGGCUAGUGAUAAUGGCAGGCCUGCUUUGUUUGGAGCUUGUCUUCAUUUUGUGCUGUUUUGGAAUCUGGUAUACCUGUCAGAGAAAACAGUGUGUCUCUGCAGCUUCACAAAUCCUGCCAAAGACUUCAGCUGGAAAGAGCUGUAUCGGUUAUCGGCCAUCCCCAAGCCACUAUCGAACGUCCCUGCCCCCGCUUCAUUACCAGCUCAUUGCUGUGGAGGUGCAACCUCCAUGCAGAACAGGACCCUCUGCCCUUGCAGGUGCUGGCCCUCGUGUCUUGCCAGGCCUGAAGGUGGGCCCCUCCUGCCAGGGAAGGGCUUAAACAACACCUUUGGGCUUCAGCUCUGGUGUCUGGCUGGUACCACCAGCACUGACAAAGCUCCUUGUCUGGACACAGCCAGGUUGGGCAGGCAGCAGUCAGUCACAGGGCUCCUGAGACCAGCAGCCACUAUGUUUAUUUUUCAUUUUGAAGUGUUAGGGGUAUUUUUUUUAUAGAAAGAAAUCCCAAAAUAUUUCUUUUCUUUUUCCACAAUAGUUCUGUAUUUUUCAAAGUAGUUUUAGGAUUCUGGAAAAGUUUGACUAUUUUUACACUUUUUGAAUAAAUGAAAUUGCACUUAA